AUGACAAGGAGAGGAGGAUGCUUGAGCAAGUCGGCGAGCAGUUCGAGAGGUCCCAGGUUGGUUAGAAUGGAGCAGACAAGCAGGGAAGAGGACGAGACGCAGACAGCUGCAAGCCGUACUUUGAGCCGUUCGGGGCUAGGUCCAAGGACCAAUGUGCUCUAG
Prunus armeniaca (apricot) is the source of this 162-nucleotide messenger RNA. Lineage: Eukaryota; Viridiplantae; Streptophyta; Magnoliopsida; Rosales; Rosaceae. The record is from the annotation of a GenBank genome assembly.